UCUCUAUGGUCCCGGAUGUGGUUGCGCCGGGGAGGGCGGGCGCGCUCGCUCGCCCGCUCGCUCUUCCUGCCCUGCCUCUCUAUGGUGACUUUCCGGGGGGAAGGGCCGCCGGCGCCGCCGCGCGCCUGCGUGAGCCGGGCCCGCUGCCCCCCCGCCGAGGCCGCUGUCCGACGCGGUGAGCGGCGGCGGCGGCUGCCAGCGCUCGCGGCGCCGCCGGUGCGGAGGAAGGCGCGCGCCCCGCCCGCCCUCGGCCCCCGCCGCGCCGGGGGGGCCGCGCCCCCGCCCCGCUGCGCCGCUGGCAUCCCCGGGGCUGCGCGGCGGCAAAUGGUGGGGCCGGACGAUGCCGGAGCUCCGGGCAGCGCAGCCGUGCUUCCCGCGGGCCGGCAGGAGGCGGCGGCGGCGGAGGAGGCGGCGGAGGAGGAGGAGGAGGAGGACGGGGAGCGGGAUGGGAGCCGGGGCUUGAGCCGGAGGAGCGGCGGGCCGGGGCAGGAGCGGCUGCUGCAGCGGUACCUGGCGGCGGCGGCGGCGGGUGGGAAGCGCUGCCCGGAGAAGCCCGCCAACGGGGCCGCCUACGCCGUGGGCCCCCGCGGGAGGAUGACCAACGGGGACGUCGGCUUCCUGCUGCUGCCGCCGCCGGCGGAGCCGCCGCCGCCGCCCCCUCGGGCUGGACGGGCCGAGCCGGGGCGGGAUGAGCCGGGGCCGGGGGAGGAGGAAGCGAAACUGCAGAACGGGGGCUUCCUCCCCUGCCCGCCCGGCCCGGGGGGCGGCGGCGGCGGCGGCGUCCCCGCGGGAACCGCCUUGGAAGAGCCGCUGAGGAGCUGCCGGCUGCGGAGCGAGGCGGAGCGGCGCGGGGGGGCGGCGGCCGGCAGCCCCCCGCCGCCCCGCGGCCCGGGGGACGACGCCGGCAGCCGGGCGCAGGCCGCCCCCGGCGUGCGGACCUCCCGGUGCCGGCCGGAGCCCGCUGCCCUGCCCCCGGCGCCCCUCGGCUUCACGGACGUGAACCUGAACUCCCGCAACACGUACGAGGUGAGCCGCCGCCGCAGCGCCCCGGAGCACCUGCCCCACGGAGGGCCGGCGCCCGCGGCCCCGGCGCCGCCGCCGCAGGAGCCGGCGGAGAGGGCCCGGCGGGCGGGCAUCGCCGGCGCCGGCAGCAGCUUUGCCGAGUUCUUCACCAGAAACUUUUUCACUAAAAGGACAAAGGAACUCAAACCUGCUGUCCAAAGCGCUCCUGGUUGGAAGUUGUUUGGAAAAGUCCCACCCAGGGAAAACCUUCCAAAAGAUUCCAAAAUUAUUCAGCAGGAUGACAGUUCUGGCAGUCUUGCGUCAAUAUCUGCUCUCAGUCUAUUAAACACGGGGGAAUAUGAAGCACGGACAGGAAGAAUGUAUAAACCUCCGCCCCCAUCAGCAAGACGUAAAAAUAUUGAAUUUGAACCCCUUUCAACUACUGCUUUGAUUCUGGAGGAUCGACCAGCAAAUCUUCCUGCCAAAUCAGUGGAGGAGGCUUUACGUCACCGACAAGAAUAUGAUGAGAUGGUAGCAGAGGCAAAAAAACGAGAAAUUAAAGAAGCACAUAAAAGGAAAAAAAUAAUGAGAGAGCGUUUCAAGCAAGAAGAGAGUAUUGCCAGUGCUAUGGUGAUUUGGGUCAAUGAAAUACUACCUAACUGGGAAGGCAUGCGUGCUACCCGAAGAGUUCGAGAGCUGUGGUGGCAGGGAUUACCGCCAAGUGUACGUGGGAAGGUUUGGAGUCUAGCUGUGGGAAAUGAAUUAAAUAUCACUCCUGAACUUUAUGAAAUCUUUUUGUCGAGAGCUAAGGAACGAUGGAAAAGCUUCAGUGAGACAAGUUCUGAGAAUGACAUAGAAGAUGCAGGUGCAUCUGUUGCUGAUCGUGAGGCCAGUCUGGAGCUAAUUAAGUUGGAUAUAUCACGCACAUUUCCAUCUCUGUAUAUUUUCCAGAAGGGUGGUCCUUAUCAUGAUCUCCUGCAUAGUGUUUUAGGAGCAUACACAUGUUACAGACCGGAUGUGGGAUAUGUACAAGGGAUGUCCUUCAUUGCUGCUGUGCUCAUUCUCAAUCUGGAAGAGGCAGAUGCUUUCAUUGCCUUUGCUAACCUUCUAAACAAGCCAUGCCAGCUGGCCUUUUUCCGUGUGGAUCACAGCAUGAUGCUGAAAUACUUUGCAGCCUUUGAAGUCUUCUUUGAAGAAAAUCUUCCCAAAUUGUUUCUUCAUUUCAAAUCAUACAGUCUUACUCCAGACAUAUAUUUGAUAGACUGGAUUUUUACACUCUACAGCAAGUCAUUACCACUUGAUCUGGCCUGUCGUGUCUGGGAUGUUUUCUGUAGAGAUGGAGAAGAAUUUUUGUUUAGGACAGGAUUAGGAAUCCUUCGGUUAUAUGAAGAUAUUCUCCUGCAGAUGGACUUUAUUCAUAUAGCACAGUUUCUAACAAAACUUCCAGAAGACAUUACAUCAGAAAAGCUUUUUAGUUGUAUUGCAGCUAUUCAGAUGCAGAAUAGUAACAAAAAAUGGGCACAGGUGUUUGCCUCACUGAUGAAGGACAACAAAGAAGGGGACAAGAACCAUAGCCCAGCACUGAAAAGCUAAUCGUUGUAAUGUUGAGGUCAGUUGAAAAUGUGGAAAACCACUUGAUGACAAAGGAGUUUUCACAUCACUUCUAUGUGGAAAAGCACUAUAGAAUAUGUGAAAAUGAGAUGGGAAAAUGACACAGCUCUCAGUGGAGUAAUGAACUGAUGAAAUCUUCACCCUUUUGCCAGUAUUAGCUUUUGUUGUGGGAAGAUUUGUUUUCACACAGAAUACUAAAACCUAUGAAACUGAGAAGUGGGGGAGUUAAUAUUUAAUACUUUAAAAGAAUCAGCUCAAUGCAAUAAGCAUUUGUAAUAGCUUCUGUUGGUACUUUAAAAAAAAUUUUGAGGCAUAACUUUUUUUACAAAUACCACAAAGGCACUUUUUUGGGGGGAUGAGGGAAAUGCUAAAUCUUAAGGCCCCAAAACUGCUAUCCAAACCAAAUGCUUUGGUACAAAUAUUACCUCCAAAAUUAACCAUUUUGAAAGUAUUGAGGACCAAAUAAGGUUGUUUGAUAUGUUUAUGUGCAAGAUGGUUAAAAUUUGAGAAGGGGUAUUGUCUUAUUUACUCGUGUUUUUUGUUGUUUUUCUUUUUUUUUUUCUUUUUCUUUUUUUUUUUUUUUUUUUUUUUAAGUUGCAGCUUCAUUCUUCAGUCUGGGCAAAUGUAAUUAACUCAGGAACUGUGGAAGUAUUGUGCCCAAACCUGUUAGAGCAAAAAUCAUCUGAAUUUUAAAACAGUGGUAAGAUCAGGGCUAUUAUUUUCAGAGCGUACAGCUUUCAAAGCAAGUGGUGUUAAGCAUUUGUUUUGGUGUAUUGGUUGUGCAGCUUAUUAAAAAUGGAGUGGGUAUUCUGUGAAAGGGUUUUGCCACCACAAGUUUUAUUUUGUCGAGCCAUUUCCAGCUGACAAAUACUUGUAUGCAAUGGUGAACACUAGAAACAGACAAAGUUAUCUGCAGACUUUGUGUUGUCAAAGGAGCAGCCACUUUUAACACUUAGGAAUAAUGCAGACACAGAAUUGGUUUUGAAACUAUCUUUUAUUAGUGUGCAAUACUGAAAUCCAAAAAGCGUCUGGUUUAGUGAUACUUAAUUCUUUAACAUCUUUUCACUGUGAGACAUAAGGUCAUAUUUUAUGUGUCACAGCAGAUAUUUUCAAACAUUUCCUGUUCUCAAAUAAGUUUUACAACAACUUGUGAUUGUAGAGGAUGGAAAUUUAAAAUGGAUAGCACUGCAGGUGAGGAACACUUGCGCUCCUUUGGUCCAUUUUUGCUAGUAUUUAAUGUAAAUAAAUUCCUUACAUGUGGGUUUUUGUAACUGGUCCCUCUGUGGAAAUCAAGUCAAAAUUACCAUUAUGUGUUUUUAAAUGCAGGAAUCUUCCAGUUGUCUGGUGUUUAAAAGCUACAUAAUUGGGGUAAAGAUUUAGUGUGGUGUAACUUACAUUGCUAUCUGGUUUAAAAACUACAUAUAUGCUCCUUACUCCUCAUAACAUUACAAUUUGAAAUGUAAAUGUCAGAUUUUUCUUAACUUAUGUAUUCACUACUUUAAUUGGAUCCAAUUUGUCUUAUAUUUUUGUGUUAUCUUGUACAGUUUUCUUACUUUUCAACUAUAAAUCUGUAUAUAACUGUAAAUAGAAGGAUCAAACCUUCCUUUAAGACCACUAGUAACAAUUCCAGUGUAAAUAAAACUUAUAGCAGUUG
This is a messenger RNA of Aquila chrysaetos chrysaetos, 4267 nucleotides long. RefSeq names its product TBC1 domain family member 12 (gene TBC1D12). The record is from RefSeq and is a predicted model, not a curated record. NCBI's taxonomy places the organism in Eukaryota, Metazoa, Chordata, Aves, Accipitriformes, Accipitridae.